AUGGAGUGGAAAAAGACCCUUAGCUUCACAGACCGUUUGAGGACCAUCCAGUCUCUGACUACUGCUUACCAGCAAGCGUCUUGUUCUGCGGCAUUUGCCGAAGCACAGUCCCAAGCUCGAAAGAUUGAGAGCGAGGCAUACGAACAAGCUGGGUCCAAGGAAGAGUAUGAUCAAGUCUGCCAGCAAGCACUUGAUGCAGCAGAGGUCACCGUGUCAAAGACAUUCAAGAGUGAUCUAGACGAUGACACAAACGUCGCAAAUCAAGGGAAUGGCGAGCAGAUUGGGCCGUACCAAAACUGUAUCCAUGUCUUUGACGGCCUUCAUUCCACGAUCUAUAAAUCCUCGUCGGAGAGCGGCGCUCUCGUUGCGCUGAAGAUCACGACCCCUCAUCUACUAGAGCCGCCACACGACGCCCACCGCGAGGCUCAACUCUUGCGUGAGGCAGCUAACGAGCACAUAAUUCCCUUAUUAGAUACAUUGAAACUCGAUGGGGGCCGGUUCGGCCUCGUGUUCCCAUACAAGAAGCAUGAUCUUGAAACUCUCUUCCGGCGGGACGUGUUGACCGCCGCGCAGACAAAAUCUGUCCUACGCGACAUGUUCAGCGCAAUAGCGUCUAUCCACAGUCUAGGAAUCAUACAUCGUGAUAUCAAGCCGUCAAAUAUUUUACUCGACUCUCCGAGCGGGCCAGCGUAUCUCGCGGAUUUCGGAAUAGCCUGGAGAGAAGGGAGUAUUGAAGCUGAACCGGCCGAUAAGAAGAUCACUGACGUCGGGACCACAUGCUAUCGGCCACCGGAAGUCUUAUUUGGCCAUAAGGGUUACAACACGGCUCUCGAUCUUUGGGCGGCAGGGUGUGUCGUCGCAGAGGCUAUUACUGUUGGACACAAACAGCUUUUCGAUGCCGGGCCUGUCGGAAGUGACCUCUCACUUAUCCAGUCUAUUUUCACUACUCUGGGCACUCCAGAUGAGCAGACCUGGCCGGAGUCUAAGAAGCUUCCGGACUGGGGUAAAAUCGAAUUCUACAAAUAUCCAGCUAAGCCUUGGGAUGAUAUUCUACAGGGGUCAUCUUCUAAUGGUCGUGACCUUGUCAGCAGACUGGUGUCGUACGAGAGCGGCCAGCGUCUCUCUGCUGCAGAGGCUCUGCAGCAUCCGUAUUUCUCUAGCUCGAAAAAAUCUACAACGGCUGUCUAAUUUAGGCUUCUGCCGAC
Messenger RNA from Aspergillus nidulans FGSC A4, 1205 nucleotides. RefSeq names its product cyclin-dependent serine/threonine-protein kinase cak1. The record is from RefSeq and is a predicted model, not a curated record. Gene Ontology annotation, molecular function: protein serine/threonine kinase activity; cyclin-dependent protein serine/threonine kinase activity; ATP binding. The transcript has 5 exons. The coding region runs from base 1 to 1188 and encodes 395 amino acids. NCBI's taxonomy places the organism in Eukaryota, Fungi, Ascomycota, Eurotiomycetes, Eurotiales, Aspergillaceae.